AUGUCCCCCUUGUCAGCGGCGACAGCUUCGGCGUCGAGUCCAGCGGUCGCGCGCGCCUCGGCUUCAAAUGCCGAGAAAAGCGCGAGCUCUCCCCAAGGCAGGGGCGAGGACUCAGCACCCACAUCGGGAGCCGGGCGCGCACCAAAGCCGCGUAGCUGCGUCGUAUGCCGGAGCCGAAAGGUCCGCUGCGACAAACAGUCGCCCUGUUCCAACUGUCGUCGAGCCAAUAUCGCUUGUAUCGUUCCGUGCAAAGACCGACCUCCAAGAUGGGCCCGUCGUCUGGCGCAGCCUGCCACAGAAGAUGUCAUGGAGCGACUCCGAGCUCUUGAGAACCUCGUGAGAGACCUCAGCGGCCAAUUAGAGCAGGCUAAUGCCAGGGCUAAUUCAGUGACUGGGAGCUCGACUCACGAUCGAGAUGUCAGCCCUCAGGCGACAGUAUCCCCGACGGAUUCCGUUAAUGUGCAGAAACCGUUUGGGAGGCUUGUUCUUCAGGACGCUAACCAGAGCCGCUACCUUGGUAGCAGUUUCUGGUCUCGCGUCAAUGACGAGUUAGACGAGCUGACGAUGGACAAUGGAAGCCGUCCAGAUGAUGAGUUAGAUACCUCCGAUGAAGAGGAAUGGGCGUUCGGGAAGUCACCGUCCACUCAAGAGCUCGAACGAACUCCUGAAGACCGAAGCGCCUUCAUAUUUCGCCACAACUUGAUGCCUUCCACUCCUGACCUCCGGGAAUUUCACCCGCUUCCCUCCCAAAUACCAUUCCUUCUAGAUAUUUUCUCAGAAAAUGUCAAUAUGUUCAUGCAAGCGGUUCACAAGCCCACGAUCACGAAGAUGAUUCGUGAGUUACGCGGCGACAUGACGGGCCUCACGCCAGCCAAUGAGGCCCUCAUGUUCUCCAUCUAUUAUGCUGCAGUAACCUCCAUGGAGGAAGAAGACGUUGUGAUGAAUUUUGGUUCCACGAAAGCUGAACUUAACCUGAAAUAUCGUCUCGGUCUGGAGCAUGCCCUCGCCAAGGCCGAUUUUCUCAACGUCCCAGAUCUUGUGCUAAUUCAAGCCCUUGCCAAUUUUCUGGCUCUUGCUCGCCGCCAUGAUAGCCCCAGAUUUAUCUGGAUGAUGGUCGGGCUCGCUAUCAGAAUGGCCAUCUCAUUAGGUUUGCACCGGGAUGGAUCUAACUUUGAACAUUUGUCUCCAUUCGAGAUUGAGAUGCGCCGACGGGUUUGGUGGGGCCUCUGCUUGAUUGAUGUUAGAGCAUCGGAAGACCAAGGCACCGACUUUACUAUUGCGGUGGGCAGCUUCGACACCAAAAUCCCACUUAAUAUCGACGAUGGAGAUAUUGGUCCAGAAUCAAAGCAAAUGCCGCCAGAGCGCGAGGGGUUGAGUGAUAUGUCAAUCGCACGCGUCAUCAUCAAAACCUGUGAGCUUUCAAAGGAGAUGUUGAUUCGUGGGCCCAAUGCGCCGAGUUUGGAAGAACAGGAUAAUAUGCUCCAGAAGAUAUACCAAGAGCUGGAUGAGGGCUUUCUUCGUUACUCGACCGAGUCCAACGUAGAAUACUGGGUGAUUGUCACAGUGGCUCGUCUGAUGAUAGCGAAGAUGACCUUAUUUGUUUACCUACCCGUAUUGUUCUCCUCCCCGAGUGAGCAAUUGACCCAACAGCUCAGAACAAAACUGCUUGUCGCGGCACUUGAGGUCGCCGAACACAACCACGCCUUGAAUGCUGAACAGGCUUGCCGGCAAUGGCGCUGGAUCUUCCAGACAUACACCCACUGGCAUGCCAUCAUCUACAUUCUAAUCGAGAUCUCUCGCCGCCCAUGGUCGCCCCUUGUGGAGAGGGCCUGGAUGUCUCUCUACAGCGUUUGGCUCAUCCCGCCUCAGUCGAAAAUGAAGAGCUUGCGAGUGUGGUUUCCUCUACGCAAGUUGAUGGCCAAAGGCGCAAAACAUCGCAAUGCAGAACUCGCCAGGCUGAGUAGAAAUCCAUCCGCUACCGAGCAGCUAGAAGUUGAAUAUCGGAAUAUGCCAGCCCCUUCAAACCCUGGGCUGUUUACGGCUGAGUCCAAUGCCGCAGAUGUAUUCCUGGAGCAGUGGAAGCAAUUGCUUCAAUCUCCGACCGGAAAUAGUCCUUUGUCAUCAAGUGUCUCCGUGCCUUCCGUUGUUGACAAUCAACCGAGACUUGCCACCUCAGGCCGUCUAUCUGGAGGAUUCUCCAUUAUGGAUAGCAACUCCAGCAGUAUGUCUAUGUCAAACACUCAGUCCUGGGAUUUUGAACAUGGCCUUUCACCGCAGCCCGUGACGACUAUUACGAAUUUUGGGUUGUCCACGACGAUGAAUGCUCCUGCGCCUAGGUCAUCGGGAUCAUCAAACGACCCAAUCAUACCAACUACAGUUCCUGAAAUAUCGGGCAGCCAGUUUCCUAACCAACCUGCUGAGGGUGUUGAUAUCCCUUGCCUAUGGACUAACAACCUCUCCGACAAUCUGGACUUGGGGGCAUUUGAUAAUGGUAUGGAUUUGGACAAUGAUAUAGACUGGUAUAACUGGGUGGAAUCUGCCAAGGGGAUGGAAUGGGACAGAGACUCCAGUGGCAAUGUUUGA
This is a messenger RNA of Penicillium canariense, 2583 nucleotides long. RefSeq lists its product as uncharacterized. Bases 1 to 2583 code for a protein of 860 amino acids. Gene Ontology annotation, biological process: DNA-templated transcription; regulation of DNA-templated transcription. The transcript is spliced from 2 exons. Lineage: Eukaryota; Fungi; Ascomycota; Eurotiomycetes; Eurotiales; Aspergillaceae. Gene Ontology annotation, molecular function: zinc ion binding; DNA-binding transcription factor activity, RNA polymerase II-specific; DNA binding. The record is from RefSeq and is a predicted model, not a curated record.